Aspergillus glaucus CBS 516.65 is the source of this 1161-nucleotide messenger RNA. RefSeq lists its product as uncharacterized. Gene Ontology annotation, cellular component: mitochondrion. The record is from RefSeq and is a predicted model, not a curated record. The transcript has 3 exons. Lineage: Eukaryota; Fungi; Ascomycota; Eurotiomycetes; Eurotiales; Aspergillaceae. The coding region runs from base 1 to 1161 and encodes 386 amino acids.
AUGGAGGAUGGCUUCCAAGCUAUUGCCAAAAUACCUUAUAAAAUCGCUCUUCCUAGGCGUCAUGCGACAGCGAGCGAAGCAGCUACGUUAGAGCUGUUGCGGUCGAAAGGUAUCCCAGUGCCAAAACUUUACAGUUACUCUGCAUCUGUCGACAAUCCAGCCGGGGUUGAAUACAUACUUAUGGAAAAAGCCAAUGGUGUACCGAUCGAGACCAAGUGGCUCUCUAUGACAAAGCGAGAGAGAGACACGCUAGCAUCCAGUUUCGUGGAAAUCGAAAAGAAGUUUUUUGAUCUCCCGAAUCCAAAAGAUUACCUCCGUUCAAUCGCCGAGAAGGAAAUCGAGUCGACUCGCAGGUACGGGAAACCACUCGAGCUGGACUUUCCGCAUAAUGGACCCUUCCCUGGGAAACACGAUCCCAAGCAAUACAUUGCACUCUUAGAGAAGUACCUAGCUCUCGUUCCCUACCUCCUCCCAAAAGAUGAUUCGGACCCAUUGAACCAACCGACACUCCGUCAUCCGGACUGGCAGCAUACGACAAUGGAGCCGCGCCUUCUCGUGGCUGGUUAUCCUCGCGCUUUCGAAAACCCAGAAAUUAUUGAGCCGUUCGACCUGGAUGAACCGAAACUCCCGUCUGAAUAUGACUCGUUGAGUGUUGGCGAAAAAGCAGAAGCCGACGAGCUUUAUCGUCGGCAGACGCUAUUUCACUAUUAUCGUAUCUUCAAUGGCGUACUCAACAAGCCCCAUCUUAGUGCUUUACGUGGCCCUCUUCUACACCCUCGCAAACAUCUAGUAGACAGGGCAGGUCGUCAGUGGAGCGGAAAUUUGAUCACACUGAUGGGGGCUCUCGUCCGAAUGACUGAAUAUUGGUCUCUCCUUCCGGACACAGAAGGUAUUCAUUGUACAGUCAAAUUCAUGCCAGACGAAUUGGAGACAUUUCACGAACAUGAGGAAAUAUGGUUUGCUUUGAACGCGGUCGUGAACCAGUGGCGAGACCAGAUAGGGGUGAAUGACGAUGGUUGGGUUACCAAUGAGAGAUAUGACGAUGCUGUCAAAAGGGCCAGACAGCUUAAAGAUAAUCUUACAGUGGAGAUGGAAGGUGAUGAGGAGGAUAUUGCCUUGUUAAACAACGGCUGGCCAUUUAGGGACCACGAGGAGGAAUGA